Messenger RNA from Hyla sarda, 4216 nucleotides. It is a transcript of the gene RNF32, whose product is annotated as ring finger protein 32. The record is from RefSeq and is a predicted model, not a curated record. The transcript is spliced from 9 exons. Lineage: Eukaryota; Metazoa; Chordata; Amphibia; Anura; Hylidae. Gene Ontology annotation, molecular function: protein binding. The coding region runs from base 250 to 1395 and encodes 381 amino acids.
ACAGCUGGAGGCCCUCUGGAUGGGAAGCACCGAUGUAGGCUGAGAAUAGGAUCGUAUUAAACAUACAGCUGGUCACGUGACACUCCCAACCCCCGACCUCUCUGCAGACUGAGAAAACUAAGGGGCGGGGAAUGGGCGUUGCUGUCGAACCGGAGAUCCUGACACUUCCGGGUUUGGGUUACCGUUGCCUGGCAACUCAAAGACGCCGUGCCCGGGAAAGAGGUUCUCCUUUUCUCAUUUGGACACGGAAUGGCUCAUCAUUUAAGUUCAAGGCCUAGUAGAGCAUCUGUUUCAGUUUCCAAUGUAACAAAAGCUUCAAAGAUUCAAGAUAGAAGAAGUCUCCAGCCUGUAAUUCUGACCUCCGUAGCUUUACAGGAUCAUAUUUUACAGAAUCUCCAACUUCAGCAUCUCUCUUUAGCUGAUCCUUGUAAAGGAAUCAGGAGUACGAAAAAGUCCGGAGCCAAAACUGUGGACAAAAAAAUAGUCAAACCUGUUGUUGAUACUGGGAUCAAGAGGAAACCUACAGAAAAAGCUGCCAUCAAUACUACAGAGGAAGAAUAUGUUCUUGAUCCAUUUGGUCCAAAGUUAACAUUGGCUCAGAGACUUGGAAUUGUGGAGGCUCCAGCGCUGCCCCUAACCAAGGAUGAGUGGUUUAAAGUGAAACAGAGGUCAGUGGAACAAGGCGACUCCCUACAGCCAUGUGUCAUAUGUAAAGAAGAAUUUAAACUGCACCCACAGGUUCUGCUUUCUUGUUCUCAUGUAUUUCACAGGACAUGUUUGGAAGCAUAUGAGAAAUUCACUGGGCGAAAAACAUGCCCGAUGUGUAGACGGAACCAGUAUCAGACCAGAGUAAUACAUGAUGCGGCUCAGCAGUUCAGAGGAAAAUGUGCCACCAGGAUACAGUCUUGCUGGAGGGGAUACAUAGUGCGGAAAUGGUACAAACACUUUAGGCAAACAACACCUCCCCAAGACCCCAAGUUACGGAAGAAGUUCUUUGAGGAGAAGUUUACAGAAAUCUCAGACCGGUUGGUAAGAUGCUGCAACCCAGACAUUGAUGGUCUAUUCAGGGAGUGUGAUCAGGCAAUUGCCAUAAGUCACAAUAUUUUUCAUCUGUUGGAACAAAAGUGUAACCCAGAAAUAGGUGAAGCAGACUGGGAAAGAAUUCAGCUACAGGCUGUUCGACAGGAAAUAUCGGACUGUCCCAUAUGUAUUAUGCCGCUGACUCACAACAGUGAAGAGCACAGAGGCCUGCCUAACCGUCAGCCUGUCCUUCUGUCUUGUUCCCAUGUGUUCCACCAUACUUGUCUUCAGGCAUUUGAGGAGUUUUCAUUGGGGGAACGUCUUGUUUGCCCUUUGUGCCGCUCUCCAUACCAAAAGAAAUUGUUCUCCUGUUAAUACUUUGCAUAGACCAGUGGUUGCCAUCCAGGAUGCCUCCAUCUGUUGCAAAACUACAACUCCCAGCAUGCUAGGAGUUACCCAGUAAUGUUGUAUACCAGUGGUCUCCAAUCUGUGGACCUCCAAACAUUGCAAAUUUACAACUCCCAGCAUGCCAAGACAAAGAGUUGUAGUUUUACAUUAGCAGGAGACCCACACUAGUGACAAUUUAGAUUUAAAGGGGUUCUCCACCAUAAGGUGACUUUAGUACGUACCUGGCAGACAGUAAUGGACAUGCUUAGGAAGGAUCUUGUCUUCUGGGUGUCUGUGUUGUGAGUCAACUAUAACACUGCUGCUUUCAUUUUGUGAAAUGGCUAUUUCCUGCUGGAGUUCCCUCCAACUACAAGUGCCAGGAUCCCUUGAUUGUAAGUGUGAGGUCACUUUUCUCCCUCCCACACGAGACAACCCACUCAUUGCGGACUGCACUUGGAAGCAAAUAGUGAAAGAAGAGACGCUCCAGCUGAGUCUCAGAGCAACGUUGUAAGCUUUAUUCACAUGUUGCUACACGGAUCACAGGUAGGUGGCAGGAUGUGACUGGUUUCGGCCAGGUGCUGGCCUUACUCAUAUCAUGAGUCUGUCUUCUUUCACUAUUUACAAUUCCCUGCAGCCCUGUGGAGAAUGAUUUCCCUCCCAUCCAGCGAUUGCUCCACCCAUUCAGGAACAGACAGGCUUCCUAUCAACACCUUACUAGUGAUGUAAUGUCUCGGGCCGCACUGCAACCUGGGAAAAGCUGAGAGGACACUGAUUUUGUAUGCUAAUAAAAAUAAACAUCAUGGCAAAGAUCACAGGUACAGACACUAUAUUAUAAACUACACUAACUUUACAGCCCCUGUAGAACAGUCAAAUAGAAAAAUUCCUGGAAUACCCCUUUAACCCUCUUCUUGGAGGGACAGAAAUAAACUUGGAAAAGAGACAAAUUAGGAAACACAGAAAAGUUUAUUGAACAUAUAAACAUUUACAAAAGAAUCCAGUAUAAUACACCCAAAAUGCAAUGAAAAUAAAAAGAAAGCACAGACCACAACUAAAAACGCUCUGAAGUGAUCUUGUUCACAUUUCAUACUUCGAGUAUUCUCCGAAAAGAGAAGUCGGUAAACACAAGAUUUGGACUUUAUAAGCUAAAAAUAAGAGUGAGAUGGUGAAGCAGAAUGUUAGGUGCGUGUAAACAUAUACGGUGCCCUGGAUGUGAAGCCCCCACUGCAGGAUGGGUGAACAGUUCAACUUAAACAUGAAAUGGCGCAUUUGUUGUAAAAUCAGGUGAUUCCCUAUAAACAGACUUUAUCAUAUAUAUCAGCGCGUUUGUCAUUUCCAUAUAAUGCUGAGACCUUGGGGUGACACAAUGUAUUGUUACAUGCGUUAUCCAGCACUAGAGAAACACAGCUGAUUUCUGUAAAAAGCAGCACCACAUUUGUCUGCUGGUUGGAUGUGGUAUUGCAGCUCUGUUCCAUUGAAGUGAAUGGAGCCACACACUGGGGACAGAUGUGGUGCUCUUUUUGGAAGAAAUUAGCUUUGUUUUCUAUUGCUGUAUAACCCAUUUAACACAUGCACCAGUCUAUGUAGUGCAUUUAGAUUAGUUUUGGUUCUCCAGUUCAUGUGAAAAUGCUUAGCAAGUGCAGCUGUUGGCAUGCUGGGAGUCGUAGUUUGCCAACAGCUGGAGAGCCACAGGUUUGAGAUCAUUGCAGUAGAGCGUGUAAACCAGUUUUUCCCAACCUGUAGCUCCAUCAUGAUUUGAGGGUUGUAGAGCCGUAUGUUUAGGAACACUGGUGUAAACAAUAUGCUGUAUAUGAUCACUGUCCCUGAGAUCUCAUCCUGGGACUACAAUAUAUAUAUCAUACAUACAGGGGGGCAGCGGGACGCAAAAUUUUGUUCCGCGGCCGGGAGUUUGAGACCCCUGUUAUAAGGCAUAAGUGUCUGAUCGGGGGGUCUGACCGCUGGGCCCCCCACCAUCUCUUGCCCAGCACCUGGAAUGCUUCAUGAGCAAUGUAUCUCCGCCUCUCCCAUAGAGAUGCAUGGAGGGGGCAUGUCGACCACUCCCCCGUGCAUGGGACCCCUGCCAUCAAACACAUAACCCCUAUCCUGUGGAUAGGGGAUAAGCUGUAUAGUACUCAAGUAUGCCUUUAAGGAGUACUCCAGUGAAAAUUUUUUUCUUUUCAUAUCAACUGACGCCAGAAAGUUACAGAUUUGUAAAUUUACUUUAUUGAAAAAUCUUAAUCCUACCAGUACUUAUCAGCUGCUGAAGAGGAGUUGUUCUUUUCUGUCUGACCACAGUGCUCUCUGCUGACACCUCUGUCCAUGUUAGGAACUGUCCAAAGCAGAAUAGGUUUGCUAUGUGGAUUUGCUCCUACUCUGUACAGUUCCUGAGACAGACAGAGGGGUCAGCAGAGAGCACUGUGGUCAGACAGAAAAGAACUAAACUUCAGCAGCUGAUAAGUACUGGUAGGAUUAAAGGGGUACUCCACUGGAAAACUUUUUUUUUUUUAAAUCAACUGGUGUCAGAAAGUUAAAACAGAUUUGUAAAUUACUUCUAUUAAAAAAAUCUUAAUCCUUCCAGUACUUAUCAGCUGCUGUAUACUACAGAGGACAUUUUCUUUUCGAAUUUCCUUUCUGUCUGACCACAGUGCUCUCUGCUGACACCUCUGUCCAUGUCAGGAACUGUCCAGAGUAGGAGAGGUUUGCUAUGGGGUUUUCCUUUGCUCUGGACAGUUCUUGAUAUGGACAGAGGUGUCAGCAGACAGCACUGUGGUCAGACAGAAAAGAAAUUCAAAAAGAAAAGAACUUCCACCUU